AUGUUUCAUAAUCUCUCUGUACGGGAACAAACGACUAUAAAUGACUUGGAAAAUAAUCAUGAUAUCACCAUCAAACCAGCAGACAAGGUAGGAGCAGUAGUUGUAAUGAACACCCAGGACUACAUAAAAGAGGGUGACAGGCAACUGUCAGAUGACAAAUACUAUAGAAAACUAAAUGAAGAUCCCACCAAGGAAUAUACAUCCCAACUUAGGGAACUAAUUAGAUUCUUCCCUGAGAAUCUGCAUCUAGAACUGCAAUCCCUCAUACCAACUAGUCCCUACAUGGGCACUUUCUAUAUGCUUGCCAAAAUCCACAAAGCAG
Molecule: messenger RNA, 322 nt
Organism: Pelobates cultripes (western spadefoot toad)
Lineage: Eukaryota; Metazoa; Chordata; Amphibia; Anura; Pelobatidae
Source: the annotation of a GenBank genome assembly